Durio zibethinus is the source of this 1441-nucleotide messenger RNA. The record is from RefSeq and is a predicted model, not a curated record. NCBI's taxonomy places the organism in Eukaryota, Viridiplantae, Streptophyta, Magnoliopsida, Malvales, Malvaceae.
UUAACCAAUUUGGAACUUUGAUUACUUUUCGUCCAAUUUCUGCUGUUUUCUCCAGAGAAUUCUCUUUUCUAGGGUUUUUUUUUUGUCCUUUUUUCAACUGGAUGAAAAGUUCAAGUCACAAAUCAUCUAUUUUUUUCCGUAAAUUUUUAUAUAUAUUUCAGUUUUCAACUCUUAGAUCUUCGGAUGUUUAACGUUAGCCUUGAUUCCUAAUGCUAUAAACUCGGAAAAUUUUUUAGUUUUGAUACAUAUUUGGUUGCUUGGAAUUUAAAUUUAACAGUUGGCGCCUCUUACAUAUUUGUUGUUCCAAAUCUGUCAAAUAAAGCAAUAAAUAUAAGAAAAGUCGAGCUUUUAUUGUUGGAACUGAAGUUUUGAGUUGAUGGCGAGGAUCAAACCCCAAGCUCUGCUACAACAAAGCAAAAAGAAGAGAGGGCCAGCUCGAAUAAGUGUUACAACAAUUAUACUAUCUAGUUUGAUUGUUGUUUUGACUGUGUUUUUUCUCUAUGCCACGUACAGACACUGGUCUCAAAGGUCAAGAAUUCAAAUAGAGAACAACAAGCAAUCAAUUUUUGAGGGUGAUGGCUCUUUCAUUGAUUCGAAGAAAUCUGAUCUCCCUGGAUAUGCUAUUUUAGAUACUGCAAAAGGCUCUAUAACAGUGGAGUUCUUCAAGGACAGUUCUCCUGAAGCUGUUGACCAAUUCCUUGAUUUAUGUCAGAGAGGGCACUUCAAUGGAAUGCUUUUUCGCCAUGUGAUAAAGCACUAUGUGAUUGAGGCUGGGAGUAGUGAUAAGCUAGGAGCUGCAGAGGACUGGACUUUGAAAGGAAAGCAUUACGGCCAACUAGAUACCAGUUUGAAGCAUGAAGCAUUCAUGCUUGGAACUUCUAAGGCAAAGCAUGAUGAUAGAGGGUUUGAGCUUUUCAUUACAACUGCGCCAAUCCCAGAUCUAAAUGAGAAGCUUAUUGUCUUCGGGAAGGUCAUUAAGGGACAGGAUGUUGUUCAGGAAAUCGAAGAGGUGGAUACAGAUGAGCAUUACCGACCUAAAUCAUCUAUAAAGAUCCACCGUGUGACUCUGAAACAAAGCAUCUAAAAUCAAGUACAAGCAAACAAGUUUUCUGCACUGCAAGUUCUGUCAUUCCAAAAAAAGUUUCAGCACCAUCAGUAAAAUGGGUCAGAAGAAUUAUAGUGCAUUCUUUUCUGAACUGCAUAUCACAUUGUGGCUGGUAUUACUCAAAUUCUAUAGGCCAAGUGUCUCUAAAUUAGUCUGGUUCCACUUUUGGUUAUCCUUUUUCACUAACCUACCUAGUAUUUUCCUUUUUUCUUUUUGGCAUUUGUUUCUAAGUCCUUUUUUAUAUGCUAAUGGACAUUGUAUUUGUACUUAUUAUAUAAUCAAGUGGAUGAGAUGUAACUCAUAUGUCCAAUAGAGAAAUUGAGAUGGUGUUUGUAC